Molecule: messenger RNA, 1427 nt
Organism: Papaver somniferum (opium poppy)
Lineage: Eukaryota; Viridiplantae; Streptophyta; Magnoliopsida; Ranunculales; Papaveraceae
Product: nudix hydrolase 20, chloroplastic-like
Exons: 9
Coding region: 148-1251 (367 amino acids)
Molecular function (GO): 8-oxo-dGDP phosphatase activity
Source: RefSeq, a predicted model, not a curated record
UCGCUAAAGGUGCCAAUUUACUGGGAGGGUAUCAAGCGUCUUGUUGGGAUUUCAGCCUCUACUGUAUACUAUACUGGUGCCCCCAUUAGCAGGCAUAAAUUGGGUGUGGUUAUUGGUGGAGGCGUGGAGCUCAAAAACGAGACUCUAAUGGCCAUGCCUCUCUCUUCUUACUCCCCUUUUCUGUCUCCUCUUCUUCGAAUCAAAUUCGUUUCAAGAAAAUCAUUAAAGCUACGAUUCAGCUGUUGUUCUCCUGUAGUAUUGAAUGCUAGUUAUAGUACCACUACCAGUAGUUUCAGCUGGGAUGAUGUUUAUGGAGUAAUUUCUAAACCAGAUAAUUCAACCUCACAUUCAUCAAAACUCGAUGGGUUUUUCCAAAGAAUCAAAACUUGUAACCGUGGAUUUGAAAUGAAAUCUGAAUUCCUUCCGUUCAUUAUCGAGGAACAAAUUGCUGGAUAUGUUCAUAAUCAGUUCGCCAGCCAUCUAAGGAAAUUCCAGGAUGUUUUUGCAUUUCCUGAGGAUAAUUUGUUUGGUAAUGGUGGUGGUGGUGGCUAUGUUAUAUUGAACCCAUCACUUAAAUCACCAGAGGACAGGACAAAGGCAGUUGGGGAUGUUAUUAAGUGCUUGGGUGAAGGAGUCAUACCAGGUAUACGAAAUGAGCUUUACCCUGUGACAACAUCAUAUGGGGUGCCAGCAUACUUUUCUCUGGAACGUGCAGCUGCUCCAUUCUUCGGAAUUAAGGCUUAUGGCAUCCACUUGAUUGGCUAUGUCGAUAGGGAUGGUGAGAAAUCUUUGUGGAUAGGAAAGAGAAGCGACAUGAAGCCUACUUUCUCUGGAAUGCUUGAUCAUUUAGCUGCUGGAGGACUGCCACAUGGUAUCACAUGUAAAGAGAAUGUAAUGAAAGAAUGCCAAGAGGAAGCAGGAAUACCACGAUCCAUCUCGAAUGGUGCUGUCCCAGUUGGAGCUGUUUCAUAUAUCGACGUCAAUGGGUAUAGCUAUAAGAGAGAUGUUCUCUUUUGUUAUGAUUUGAAGCUUCCUGCUGACUUUGUUCCUACAAAUGAAGAUGGGGAGGUUGAGAGUUUUAGGUUGAUUCCGGUGAAAGACGUUGCAAAUAUCAUACGGAGGACCGAGUUUUUCAAGGCUAACUGUUGUCUCGUCAUCAUUGAUUUCUUAUUUAGACACGGCUAUAUCUGUCCGGAAGAUCCAGGUUACCUAAACCUGUUACAAAGCUUGAGAAGUGGAGAUUGUUCCUGAAAUGUAAAUGUCCUCCUGGUUCAUUCAUUCUCCUUCUGGCCGAUGUUUUCCAAUGUGUUGGUCUUGGUCCGUCCCUGUAGUACAAUUAAACCACAUUUUAAUUCCCUGUCAUGUUUGAAUUUUCAUCUACAGUUCUGUGCAGUCGUAUUAAUAUCGCAAAACCAUGGUUUUCGCUA